Molecule: messenger RNA, 735 nt
Organism: Dreissena polymorpha
Lineage: Eukaryota; Metazoa; Mollusca; Bivalvia; Myida; Dreissenidae
Product: acylphosphatase-1-like
Exons: 4
Coding region: 147-473 (108 amino acids)
Molecular function (GO): acylphosphatase activity
Source: RefSeq, a predicted model, not a curated record
UUCCAAUAGAGAAGUGAUCAAUACGAUCUACACUACUUUCAAUUAGCCAAUAAGCCAACGCCAAACAAGUAGCGUGCAUGUAUAAUUGAUAAUACUGCCUCAUAAAGAAGGAUUUGUUGCAUUAAGUAACAACGGUAAACAAAAAAAUGACGGAUUAUCCAAACUACACGGAUCCUUCGAGGUUUCUGUCAGUCGAUUUCGAAAUAGUUGGACUCGUUCAGGGGGUUUUCUUCAGAAAGUACGCGCUGCACGCAGCUAACAAGCUGGGUGUGACGGGCUGGAUAAAGAACACUCGGACCGGGGGCAUCACGGGAAACAUUCAGGGGGACAAAGGCCGCGUCGCUCUCAUGAAAGAAUGGCUUUGCACAGUCGGCAGUCCGCAGUGCGUCAUCCUGGCGUGCAAGUUCAGCAACGAGCGCGAGCUCAUUAAUCUCGACCAUCACCACUUCACCAUCUCCCCCAGCGACUGGUAGUUCCGUUGUCCUUAAAGACAACGUCCGGGUGCCGGCGAUUUUAGUCUGGAAUUGCGUGAACGAACAAUCACAAUAUAUAUUUAUAUAUGCAUUACAUACAACUACAAUGCGUUGAUAUGUUCAGUUACUUAAAGUAUUACACUUUUAUUAUCAGUAUUAUGUUUAUAUAAUUAGAUAAACUAGUAAGAACAUUCGAUAUUUUGCUAUCUGUAUCUGUCAGUUUUGUGUUCGUGUCAUCUGUAUUAAAAUACAUGUUCACAUA